Messenger RNA from Vigna angularis (adzuki bean), 2552 nucleotides. Its product is annotated as subtilisin-like protease Glyma18g48580. The transcript is spliced from 11 exons. Gene Ontology annotation, molecular function: serine-type endopeptidase activity. Lineage: Eukaryota; Viridiplantae; Streptophyta; Magnoliopsida; Fabales; Fabaceae. The record is from RefSeq and is a predicted model, not a curated record. Gene Ontology annotation, biological process: proteolysis. The coding region runs from base 47 to 2392 and encodes 781 amino acids.
GCACAGGAGUGGAACAGAGGCACCCGUACACAAGAGUUGAAGUUACAUGAGAGUGAUGGCAUUCUCCAUCUUCAAACUUCUUCUGUCAUCAUUCCUUCUCUGCAGUUUCUUGCAGGAACCCACCAAUGCCCUUAGAAAGACGUACAUUGUGUACUUGGGAGGACACUCUCAUGGUCCAGACCCUUCUCCCACUGAUCUUGAAACAGCAACAAAUUUCCAUCAUCAAUUACUCGCUUCUGUCUUGGGAAGUCAUGAGGAUGCAAAGGAAGCAAUCAUGUACUCUUACAACAAGCAUAUCAAUGGCUUCGCGGCCUUGCUCGAAGAGGAAGCAGCAGCAGAAAUAGCAGAGUACCCAGAGGUAAUUUCUGUUUUCUUGAGCAAAGAGCACAAAUUGCACACUACCAGGUCAUGGGAUUUUCUGGGACUGGAAAAGAAUGGAAAAGUUCCUGCAAACUCUGCUUGGACCAAAGCAAGAUAUGGUGAAAACACAAUCAUAGCUAACAUUGAUACAGGAGUUUGGCCGGAACACCCGAGUUUUAACGACAGAGGAUACGGGGCAGUGCCUUCAAAGUGGCGUGGGAAAGGUGUUUGUGAAAUUGACAGUUUCAACACUACACAAAAAUAUUUCUGUAACAGGAAGCUGAUUGGAGCAAGAGUAUUCCUGAAGAAUCGCGAGGCGGAAGGUGGGGAGAUUGAGAGAGCGUUCCGCAGCGCACGUGACUUUGUAGGGCAUGGGAGCCACACUUUAUCAACCGCAGGUGGUAAUUUUGUUCCUGGUGCGAACGUAGAACGUAAUGGCAGAGGCACUGCUAAGGGAGGGUCUCCAAAAGCUCGUGUCGUGGCCUACAAAGCAUGUUGGAAUAAACUGGACACAGGAGGGUGCCACGAAGCAGAUUUACUGGCAGCAUUUGAUCAUGCAAUUUAUGAUGGCGUUGAUGUCAUCUCCGCCUCUGUUGGUUGGUCCGAUCCCUACAAGGAAGCUCUGUUAACCGAUGGUAUUUCCAUUGGAUCAUUCCAUGCAGUUGCCAAAAAUAUUGUCGUUGUUUGCUCUGCUGGAAAUGAUGGCCCCUCACGUUCAUCCGUCAAAAACGUUGCACCUUGGUCUUUCACUGUUGCUGCCAGCACCAUGGAUAGGGAUUUCCUCAGCACCAUUUGUCUUGGCAAGAAAAAACACCUUCAGGGUGCCAGUCUUAAUCGAGGCUUGCCACGAACCAAGCGAAAGUUCUAUCCCGUUAUAUCUUCUGUCAACGCAAAACUUCGAAAUGCUUCCGUUAAUGAUGCGCGUGUUUGCAAACCAGGAACACUUGAUCCUGCCAAAGUAAGAGGGAAAAUACUUAUCUGCCUUCGAAGUGAUAAAUUACAAUCUGUUAAAGAGGGCGAACAGGGUAAACUUGCCGGUGCUGUGGCAGUUUUUGUGCAGAAUGAUGAGCAAAGCGGAAAUUUACUUCUGGCAGAAAAUCAAGUUUUACCUGCUGCAAGUAUAAGUGGAACGAAUACUAAUUAUGGCAAUGUUACAGGCGGCGGUAGCGGGAUGUUUGCCUACUUGAGUGCUGCAAAAACAUAUCUAAAUGUAAAGCCAGCUCCAAUCAUGGCUGGAUUCUCAUCUAGGGGUCCUAGUCUGGUGCAACCGUUGAUACUAAAGCCUGACAUAACUGGUCCGGGUGUGGGUAUAAUUGCUGCCUUUUCACAAGCCGCCGGCCCAUCUAAUCUUGCAUCAGAUACACGAAGGACUCUUUUCAAUGUGCAACAAGGAACCUCUAUGGCCUGUCCUCAUGUUGCUGGCAUUGCGGGUCUUCUCAAAACGUACCACCCAACCUGGAGUCCCGCAGCUAUCAAAUCUGCUAUUAUGACUACAGCUACAACUCUAGAUAACACGAAUAAACCAAUUCGGGAUGCAUUUGAUAAGGUAGCAACUCCAUUCGAGUACGGAGCUGGACUUGUUCGGCCUAACCUUGCAAUAGACCCUGGACUCGUUUAUGAUCUAAACACAACUGAUUACUUGAACUUCUUGUGUGCUUCUGGUUACAAUCAAGCUCUACUCACGUUGUUUUCCAAUUAUAAAAUCUCUUACAAAUGUCCCGAGUCUUACAGAAUCGAGGAUCUGAAUUAUCCUUCUAUUACGGUGCAUCAUCCUGCCUCAAAGCCUAUAAAUGUUACUCGCAUUGUUACAAACGUUGGGCCUCCAGGCACGUAUGUUGUGAAUGCUCAUGGGCCCAGGGGGAUAAAGGUUCGUGUCCUACCAACCUCCUUGACUUUUAAGAGAACUGGAGAAAAGAAGAGGUUUUGGGUUAUUCUGCAGGCAAUUGCAACGCCCCGUGGGUUACCUUUAUUUGGGAAUUUGAUUUGGACAGAUGGCAAACACAAUGUAACCAGUCCUAUUACAGUGUUGUAACCAUAUUAAUUACGCUCAUCUUUGUCAUUUGUUUGUGUUUGUGUUUGCUAUUGUUUAAGUGUCUUGUAGUUUUAGGUGUGUUUCCUACUCCUGUUGCAUUCAACUUUGUCACAAAAGGUAUGUUUAGAAUGUUAUGGUAUUGAACUUUGUUGCAUUGGAA